CCAUGCAAGUAAGAAUUUCGGUCUCCAUCUCUCGCUGAUAAAUACAUACAUCCAUCUUCUAUCCCUCAUUUUUCGAACCUUCCUUUCUUUACUUCUCUCCACCUUUGACCUCAGAUGAGGACCUCAUUCCCCCAUCGGCGAGUUUUUACAUGCUAAGACUCGCACUUCGAACCCUCACAACAACCAAAAUGACCCCCCUCAAAACCGUCGCAAUAAUAGGAGCCGGACCCUCAGGCCUCAUCGCAGCAGCCAAACUCGCACCAACGCACCACGUGACGCUCUUCGAAAAAUCGCCCCGCAUAGGCGGCCUCUGGCCGCUUUCUCCUGACCAAAAUGAGGGAGGUGUGAGUCCGGAGAUGCAAACGAAUCAGAGUCGGCAUACGGUGGCGUUUUCGGAUUUCUCGUGGGGGGAGGGGAAGAGCGAGUUUCCGCGGGCGUGGGAGGUGGGCGGGUAUUUGAAGGCGUAUGGGGAGAGGUAUCUGGGGGAGGGGACGGAUGUUAGGUUUGGGGCUGAGGUGAGUAGGGUGAGCAAGAGGGGUGAAAAGUGGGGGGUUGUGGUUAAAGGGGAGAGAAGCGAGGAAGAGAGGGAGUUUGAUUUUUUGGUUGUGGGGACGGGGUUUUUUGGUCGGGAGAAGAUUCCUGAUGCCUUGAAGGGAGAGAAGAUCAGUGUGCCGGUGUGGCAUAGUUCGAAAGUCAGGGAUGUCAAGGAUUUUCUGACGGAUGGAGGGAAGAGGGAUUUGAAGGGUGUGAAAGGACGGAAUAUCGUGGUUGUAGGAGGGCAGAUGAGUGGUGUUGAGACGGCGGCUGCGGUUGCGUUGCAGAUUUCUUCGUUGACGAAUAGUCCUGGUGAUGAGGCCGAGGCGAGGGAGUGGGGUGCUUGGACGGUUACUCAUGUGGUGGGGAAACCGGUUUGGGUUAUGCCGUUGUUUUUCCCUCGGGAUCCGGUGGGAGAGGAUGGGGAGGGUGUUAAGAAGAAUAAUUCGUCCCCGGAAUUCUUGCCGCUGGAUUUAGUUAAUUAUAAUCUGGGCUGGAGACCACCGGGACCGAUUCAGAAUACGUCGGGACAUAUUUCUGUUGAGGGUGCGCAAAUGGUUCAUGGGUUCAUGAAUACGUAUAUUGGGACGGAUCAGACGGAAUACGGUGUUCCUGUCCUGAAUAUGACGGGCAAUGCUGUGAGGAAUGAACCGCCGAUGUUGGCUUGUAGUGAUUACUACACUGAAUUUGUGAGGGCAGGGAAGAUUAAGGUUGUGGAGGGGAGGAUGAAGUCUAUUUCCAGCGAGGGGACGAGUAUGGAGGUCGAAAGCUCAUCUGGAAAAGUUGAAGAAAUCUCCGAGAUUGCUGCUGUCAUAUCGGCAACAGGCUUCGAUGCUUCUUCAUCACUCAGCUUCCUACCAGAAGAGCUAUUACAACAACUCCAAUUCGAUCCCAACGACGACGGCUUCCCAUUGGCACUCAAUGUCCACACUGUCGUGAAUCGCUCAAUCCCCUCUCUAGGUUUCGUUGGCUUCUACAGAAGUCCAUACUGGGGAGUAAUGGAAAUGCAAGCACGAUACCUCGCCAAACUAUGGAGCGGCGACGCCAAAGCACAACAAGCAUUAGCUGACGACAAAACCAUGGACACAAUGCUCAAACUCAGAAACAAUCCUCGAAGAGCGCAGUUCCCCAUGGGCGAUUAUGCCUAUCUCAUGGAAUCCUUCGCCGAAAUCCUAGACAUCAAGCGAACCGAGCCCGAAAACUCGACUGGACGCUCAGGAAUCGUUCUUCCUCCCCGCUAUCUCCCCUCCACUACCUCACCCGCUCAAGUUCAAGAAGCAGAAAACGAGCUCUCGAUCAUUGACCGCAUUUUCACCGCCUCUUCCACAGCAGGGAAAUUCGUAGCCCGAGCCACCUUCCGCGCCCUGCAAGGGACAUGGCACCUCGACCGCACAAUCUCAUCUCAACUCCCCACCUUCCCAUCCGGCACGCUCUCCGGCACAGCAUCUUUCCUGCCCCGUUUCCCUACAAGUAAAGAGGCGGAUAUGGAGUACCUCUAUUUCGAGGAAGGCGACUUCCGACCCAGCUGGGGCGGCACCAUGACUGCGAAACGGAGCUAUAUCUAUCAUUACCAGGAGAAGAGUGAUGCGAUGGACGUCUGGUUCGCGAAAGGUGAUGGCAAGACGAGCGAUUAUUUUUUUCAUCGACUUGAGUUUUUGGUUGAGGGGAGGGAGAGGGAGUUGGGGGAGCCGUGGAGGGCGAGGAGUUCGCAUUUAUGUAUAGAGGAUUUGUAUAAUGUGGAGUAUGAGUUCUAUUUUAGGGGGACGGUGGUUGAGAGGUGGACGUCGAGGUAUAAUGUUAAAGGGCCGAAGAAGGACUAUGUGAUUGAGAAUUUGUAUACGAGACCGGUGAGGGCAGUGGGCAUGUAGAGGUAGAGUUGUGGGUGUUGGCGUUUCGAGUCAUAGAAUAGAGGUCGUU
Messenger RNA from Mollisia scopiformis, 2451 nucleotides. RefSeq names its product FAD/NAD(P)-binding domain-containing protein. Gene Ontology annotation, molecular function: flavin adenine dinucleotide binding; N,N-dimethylaniline monooxygenase activity; NADP binding. Lineage: Eukaryota; Fungi; Ascomycota; Leotiomycetes; Helotiales; Mollisiaceae. The record is from RefSeq and is a predicted model, not a curated record. The transcript is spliced from 5 exons. The coding region runs from base 150 to 2402 and encodes 750 amino acids.